AUGGCCGGCAAGCAGACUGUUCAGGAGAUCCUUGAUUCCAUUCCGCUCAAAUAUCGCGGACCAGGUGGUGCAAUUGCAGUCGUCAAGGAUGGCGAACUUAUCGGCCAGCGCGUUUGGGGUUACGCCGACAUUGACAAACGCAUCCCCCUGACUCCUGAAAUUCGGAUGCCAAUUUGCUCCAUUACGAAGCAGUUUGUCUGCGCUCUGUUGAUGGAUCUUAAGCGCAACCCGACCCCCGAGAUGACUGCCAAAGGAGACGUCCAGGCCCAGUUCUCGGAGGCGCUUCGAGAAUUGGUUCGCCCAGAGCUGACCCAAGAUAGCGGAUUGACGCUUGACAACCUGUGCGAUAUGCAGUCUGGCCUGCGUGAUUACUGGGCUAUGACUGCCCUGUGGGGCACCAAGCCAGACGAUGAGUUUCUGGUGGAACGGGACUGCCCGCCAAUGGUCGAUCGUACCAAGUCGUUCCAUUUCAAACCGGGCACUGAGUUCUCCUACUGCAAUGUCAACUUUUAUCUGGUUGCCCGAGUCAUCGAGCGGGUCGCCGGAGAAUCUCUCGGGAAGCUGCUUGCCGAACGAAUCCUCGGCCCCGCUGGAAUGGAGACUGCAUUCCUCUGCCCAGACAAUGCUAAACUUCCAACGCCGUGCGUAGGCUAUGAAGGAACAGAAGAGUUGGGAUUCGUGCCAGCGGUGAAUCGGAUGGAAUGGUCUGGUGAUGCUGGACUAGUUGCCUCACUCACUGAUAUGAUUGCCUGGGAGAAGCAUCUGGAUAGCUUGUUCUCCGACUCGAAAAGUUGGUACCAUAAAGUCACAAAGGGUACCACUUACUCCGACGGUACCCCUGCUCAUUACCACAAUGGACUGAGUAGUAUCAGCCUUGGUGGUGUCGAUAACUGGGGCCACGGCGGUGCACUGCGUGGCUACCGACUGCACCGACGUCAUGCUAUGCAUGAGCGCCUUUCUGUUGUUGCUUUAUUCAAUCACGAGGCAGAAGCAUCUUCUGCUGUUGAAGACAUCAUGCGGGCCAUUUUGAACAAGCCCAAGCCAGUCUAUACCCCCGUCGAAGCAAACCCUGCUUGGCUGGGUAGCUUCCUUGACAGGGAUACUCAGUUGUUAGUUACUAUUAGCAAGGGGCCAGCUACGGGAGAACUUCACAUUGCCUACUCGGGUGAUCCUGAGACCAUCAAACUGACCGACCCCACCCAUGGCGAGAAUCUUGACGUAUCCGCAAGCAUUGAUGGAGACGUUUUGUACAUGAAUCGCAUUGGCGAUAAUAGAAAGCUCGUCGCUCAACGGCUUGUUCCAAGCGAAUCAAGCUUCAAAGAUAACUCGCUUCGGGGUGAUUAUAAGUCCGCGGAAGUCGACUCUUUCUUCCACUGUGAAGGCGAAGCAGGCAUGUUAUAUGGCGCACUUGACGGAUUUCUUGGUCAAGGAACCAUAACCGCCAUGAAAUAUAUUGGUGAUGAUGUCUGGGUGCUUCGUUGUCCCCGCGGAUUGGAUGCGCCAGCCCCUGGUGACUGGACUAUGGCUUUCCACCGUGAUAAUAAUGGUUCUAUCAUCGGAUUCAAGAUUGGAUGUUGGCUAGCUAGGGGCGUCAACUUUGUCAAAGUUUAA
This is a messenger RNA of Penicillium verhagenii, 1611 nucleotides long. RefSeq names its product beta-lactamase/transpeptidase-like protein. Lineage: Eukaryota; Fungi; Ascomycota; Eurotiomycetes; Eurotiales; Aspergillaceae. The record is from RefSeq and is a predicted model, not a curated record. Gene Ontology annotation, molecular function: aminopeptidase activity. Bases 1 to 1611 code for a protein of 536 amino acids. The transcript has a single exon.